Molecule: messenger RNA, 3592 nt
Organism: Clunio marinus
Lineage: Eukaryota; Metazoa; Arthropoda; Insecta; Diptera; Chironomidae
Source: the annotation of a GenBank genome assembly
AUGCCUUUAGUGUCUGCUCGUCGAAGAUCGUCAAAUCGAUGGCGAUCGAGUGAAGAAUGUGAACGUCAUUGUAGAACAAGUAGUAAUGAUGAAUACUGCAAAUUAAAGUGUAGCCGUGACAUGAAAUUGUUGCGCAAUCACAUUCCCACAGCAUCUGAGUCAAGUGAUGUGAAUCCAAGCACACCAAAUUCAAAUCUUGUUGUGCAGUCAAAUGCCGAUGAGUUUUUGGACACAGAAGAGUCAGUUCAUGGACUUUAUUUCAGUGAUCCAAUGAAUAAUGCGACCAGCGAUCAUGGCAAAACCAAAGAAUCUUCGAAUCUUAUUAGCAACACCAAUGAGAAAAUAAUUGUAAGCGAUAAUGAGAAUAAGGUGAAGGCUAAAAUGAUUGACGAUGUAACAUCAACGACUGACAUGUCAACAAUAAAAGUCAGUCGCCGGAAUAAAUACACAAGAACAAGCCUGUCACCAGCUGAAGCUCGUUCAACAGUUUAUCGAGGCCGAAUAAAGUUUUCACCAAGCCACUUAAAAUCUUUAGAAGAAAACGACGCUGAUCCAUAUUUGUAUAUUGGUCAAAAGCUUGCAGUGUCAACAGGACGUGUCCCUGAUCUAAGACGACAAUCAAAUGGACGUCGUACGUUAAUAUAUCAAAGUACGACACCAUCAAGAUCGAAAGAGGAGGAGCUUGAAAUAAUGGAAGUGUCAGUCGCAAAACAGUCAUCAACAGAAAAAAAUAAAUUUUGGAAGUCAAGAAACAUUGUGGCCAUUAACAACUACAUGCGAAGGCUGAACAAUCCACAUAUGAGCUCCAUAGGCACUAAAGCACCAUCGAGGGUUGAUGAUUCUUUAAAGUUAACGACAAUUCGUUAUGAAACCAUUAAUAGGCCAUCAACAAAAGCUACAACAUCAAUAUCAGCGAUUAACAAUCUUGCUGAGGGCGUUGAAGAUGUGAAAAAUGUCGUGUCGCGAAGCACUUCAAAUCCAAGUCAAACAGAAACACCGAUUAAGAGUGUCGUAGUGAAUCCAAUUUCUGAAUUUAAAACAAUUUAUCACCCAACUGGUGGUUUAAUAAUUAAUGUGCCUGAUGAUGCAACGCCAGUAUUUUUCAAUGAUCACCGAAAUUAUCAGCAAUCUGAUGGUGAAAUUGAGAGCGUACCAACUGACACAACAGAAAUAUCUGAAACAACAACUCUGACGUCAAUUGAUUCAACUGAUUCGUCGGUCAUUCCUGACAUUAAUCGACUUUUUGAAAAUAUCACAACAAUCAGCAGUGUGGUUACAACUCAAAGUACAACACAAGAAACGCUUCAGAGCACAAUUUCGUCGAGCACGACCACGAGUGUUGUUAAAUCGACUGAAUCAACAACAGAACCAUUAGCGCCAGUGAAAACUACCAAACGCGUUUAUACCACGAUUCCACGAAGGAAAUCUUCAACGACGAUCUUUCCUGAUUACAAUAAGACUACGAUUUCGACUUUCUUGAGCAACAUUUCAUCACGUCGAAAUAAAAUUAAUGUAACAUCAUCAACAACUUCUUCACCACCAUCAACAACGACGACCUCAACAUCAACAGUUACAGAAAGAAAUGAAGUUUCAUCAACAGCAACUUAUAGUUUUGUUCCAAAGAAUGUUAACACACCAGCACCUGUUGACUUUGAAAUUGUAGCACCACCAUCAGUUACACCAGAUUCAGUCACGUCUUCGACUAUUAAAACGAAUGUUUUUUAUCAGGGAAUCUCAACAACCAAUAAGCCAAUUAAUAAUGAAGUUCAAAUCGAAAUGCAUAACAUGAAUACAGCGACAUUUGUGAUGGCUGGUUUGGGAUUGUUACCAGUAAUUGUCAUACUCGUUUACGUUGUUCGACAAUAUUUAUUUAGAAAUGAACAGAAAGAUGGCGAUUUAGAAAAUUACGGUAAUGACAUUCAACCGAUAAGUCCGGUUGUGAAACUCGAUCAAUCUGAAGAUAGUGGCAGCAUUGAAGGAGAAGAAUCGAUAAUCGUUGAAACAGAUUUCAAUCGAAAUAAUUUAAGGUUUAAAAGUUUAUUAGGAGAAGGGAACUUCGGACAAGUUUGGAAGGCAGAAGCUGACAAUUUAGCGGGUUAUAUAGGAACAACGAGAAUUGUAGCUGUUAAAACUGAACGCGUAAAUAAUGGUCAAGGAGGCUUAAAAGCUGAGUGCGAAAUUAUGCGUAAACUAGGCUCACAUUCCAAUGUUGUAACGUUGUUGGGUGCAUGCGUGGAACAAGAACCACAUAUGCUGAUCAUGGAGUAUGCAAUGCGAGGUAGACUUUUAUCGUUACUACGAGCUGCUCGCGGUGUUUUAAACGGUAUCAAUAGCCAUCCGCCAUCCCGGCAACCUGUAAUGCCGCUUUCACCAAGACGUUUGACGGGUUUUGCGCAUGAUAUCGCUCGUGGAAUGGAGUACAUAGCUGAAAAGAAGAUUGUUCAUAGAGAUUUAGCAGCGCGUAAUGUCUUACUUGAUCACAAUGGAAUCUGUAAAAUCUGUGAUUUCGGAAUGUCAAUUGACUUGGAUAAAAUCAAAGCAUCGCAAGGAUACAUGAAGAUUCCACGAGUCUCAACAUGCCAUACAAAGUUUAAGUUUGACAUGACUGCGCGGGUUUUCGGUGGAUUAAAAAAUUACGCAACUUCAAAGGUGCGCAACAAUAACAACUGUGAUAACAACAAAAAUCGUCCAGCAUUACCAAUUCGGUGGAUGGCACCAGAAGCAUUGCAAUAUCAUAUUUAUUCAGUUGAAACUGAUGUGUUUGCAUUUGGAAUAGUUCUUUGGGAACUUGCAACAUUAGGAAUAACACCUUAUCCAACAUUAUCAGGUCGAGAGGUACUUCGAGGCGUUCCUAGCGGUGUGCGACCUGAGAUUCCUUCAAGUUGUCGACAAGAGCUUUCGGAAACAAUGAAAGAAUGUUGGAAUAAAGAGCCAAGUCAACGUCCAUCAUUCACUGACGUCCGAAAAUCAUUAUCACGAGCUCUGGUUCAAUGGCAAGAAGAUAUUCCAGCAAAUCAUUCUGAAUACAUUGAUGUGAGUGGAUUCAGCGAAGAUUAUGAAAACGGAAUGAUUUAUUUCAAUCGGAGAGUAUCCGAGUUUGAGUGUGAAAUAUGACUACAAAAUUAGACCUGAAUUAAUUAUUUAGUAGAAGAAUGUUUCCUUCUUUUCAUCUGUCUUUGAAAGCCAAAGGAUUAACUUAUCAGUAUUCCAAUUUUUCUCAUUUCAAUUGUAUGUGAUUUUGAGGUGAAACAAAAUUUUGUCAAACAUGUUGUGAUGGAUUUAUCAUGCAUUUCCCAAAUAUAAUCAUCUGACACAUAUUGAGCCUUACCUUAAGUAAUCGAAUUCUCAUGAGAAAUAUUUUUAUAAACUUCCGCUUGAAUAUUCCUAAAAUUAUGUAUUUGAAAUUUUGCCCUCUAGUCUACACAUUUAACCAUCAAUAAAACAUCGUAAAUUAAUUUGGUCUUGGUUGAACAAAGGAAAACUAUUUUUUUUUUCUCUUGUUAAAUCUUUUAUGUAAAAUGUAUAGUUAAUAAUAUUUUUUUUUAUUUAGGUUUUAAUAAAUAAAAAUUGUUAUUGAAAAUUCAUAAAAAGU